AUGGACAAAAGCGACCUUCUAGGCCAAUGCAUCGACGUAUUGGGAAGCCAGCCUCACGAAAUCCGAGAAAACGAGUCCUGCCACGAAAUCAACAUAAAUUUGCCUGAUUUGCCUGAAUGUAAUAGAAAAAUGCUUAUAGAAUCAAGAAGAAAUUUAGUAUCCAUUUUAAAAUCAAUUCCCAUGAAUUUUUUUUUUUUUAAAAAUAAAACCUUAUUAAUUGUACACAAGAAUAAUAAUUUACAGCCAGUGCAAAAGUAUUAGGGCACAAACAGAUGAGCAAAAGAAAAACUGCCUGAGGUUUAUUUCGAAAGCCAAUGAAGGAAUAAGUUUUGGGAAUGUUGAGUUGAAUUAUGAUUCCGGAGAAUUUCGAUAUAAAACAAGCCAAGCUUUUCCUGGGGUCAGAGACGCAAGGCCAGUAAUAGCAUUUAUGCUUGAGCAGCAAAACAUAAAUUUCCAAAGGCUAGUUGAAGUACUCCCAAGGAUGCUUACAGGAGAAAUCGAUUUUGCAAAUGCAGCACAGCAUGUGACAAAUCUCCAGUAA
Molecule: messenger RNA, 541 nt
Organism: Blepharisma stoltei
Lineage: Eukaryota; Ciliophora; Heterotrichea; Heterotrichida; Blepharismidae
Source: the annotation of a GenBank genome assembly